CGUGAACCUGGUAGGCAUUGGAAAGAUGGUCCAAACAACGUGCCAAAAUGGUACCACGCCGGUUCGACGGAGUGCUCGCCGUCGAUCAUAUAAGAACCUACAAGAAAGGUUAGAGAGGUUGGCCGACGAGAUGGAGACUGACGAUGAAGAUAAGGACUUUUCGCCACCGAAGGAAGAUCUUAGAGAUGAAAUCCUAACCGACGAUGAUGCCUUGGAGGAUACCGAACAAAAGGGCAGAAAAACAAGAGGAAGUAAAAGUGUGGCAACGCCUCGGAAACGAGCGCGACAAGUCAGCAGCACCCGCACACCAUCAAAGUUGUACACGCCGAGAAAUAAAGUCGGAACUCGUACACCUUCAUCGCGCAUCCCAAACACACCCACCCUGGGAUCUGGGCGAAGGUGGAAACUCUCUGCGACUCCUCUUCCAGAAAGAUUGCAGGAACGGAGUACACCACGAUCCGAGUUUGAAAAAGCUCGGGAGCGAUUACACGUUUCAGUCGUUCCCGAUGCUUUACCCUGUCGAGAAACAGAGUUUGCGGAAAUAUACGGUCACGUUGAGAGUGCUAUCAACGAAGGAACGGGCUGCUGUGUGUAUAUAUCUGGUGUUCCGGGGACAGGGAAGACUGCCACGGUGCACCGGGUUAUGCGCGCUUUGAGCGAGGCAGCAGAACAAGAGGAAAUCCCACCAUUUCAAUUUGUUGAAAUCAACGGCAUGAAGCUGACCGAACCAUCACAGUCAUAUUCGCUACUUUUGGAAGUUCUAACGGGCCAAAAAUUCAGCGCUGCACAUGCCGGGAAUCUUUUAGAGAAGCGAUUCAACACAGCGUCACCAGAUCGACAGUCUGUCGUUGUGCUAAUGGACGAACUGGACCUUCUUGUAACAAAGAAUCAGACGGUUAUGUACAACUUCUUCAAUUGGCCGAAUCUCGCUCAUUCUCGACUGAUUGUGGUAGCGGUUGCAAAUACUAUGGACCUUCCUGAGCGAAUGCUGACCAAUAGGGUCUCUAGUCGACUGGGGCUGACGCGAAUAAAUUUUCAACCGUACACCCAUCAGCAACUGAUUGAAAUUGUCCAAUCCCGCUUGGAACGAGUCCGAUGCUUCGAAAAAGACGCCAUCGUACUUUGCGCCAGAAAGGUCGGCGCUAUAUCCGGGGAUGCAAGAAGGGCGCUCGACAUUUGUCGAAGAGGGGUGGAGAUAUUGGAGGCUACACUACGAGAUGCGGAAGCUGCUGGCAAGCCAUUGGACCAGAAAAUGGUUACGAUGGCGGUCAUUGACCGCGCAGUGAAGGAGAUGUUUGCGUCGCCGGCUGUUCAGUCUGUGCAGAGAGCUAGUACCCAUCAGCGGUUAUUCUUGGUUGCAAUUGUUCGAAAUGUUAGAAGGGGGGGAACAGCGGAAGUAGAGUAUGGACAGGUAGCGGAUGAACACAUCCGAUUAUGCAAACUCGGGAACAUCCAGAAUCCAAAUCCAUCAGAUCUCAUUGCUGUGUGCGCGCAGUUGGCAACAUGCCGGCUUUUGCUUGUGGAAAUGAGUCGCGCAGGUGAUCGACGCCAACGAAUUCGACUCAAUGUUAACGAAGAGGACGUGAUCACAGCCGUACGGAAUGGGGGGGAAGAAUGGCUUCGGAGACUAGUUGAAGCCUGAAAUUAAGAACGAGUUGGUAUUAUAGGAUAAGAAGGCACAGCUAGCUGUGCAACUACUGUUGACUGUGGUUAAAAUAUUUGUAGCAUAUGAUUUCUUUUAAUGUAAAUACAUUUUGGCUAUUUUGAAAGAGCAGACCAAGAUAAA
Spizellomyces punctatus DAOM BR117 is the source of this 1786-nucleotide messenger RNA. Its product is annotated as origin recognition complex subunit 1. Bases 26 to 1642 code for a protein of 538 amino acids. Gene Ontology annotation, biological process: mitotic DNA replication checkpoint signaling; DNA replication initiation; cell division. Gene Ontology annotation, cellular component: nuclear origin of replication recognition complex. NCBI's taxonomy places the organism in Eukaryota, Fungi, Chytridiomycota, Chytridiomycetes, Spizellomycetales, Spizellomycetaceae. The transcript has 8 exons. The record is from RefSeq and is a predicted model, not a curated record. Gene Ontology annotation, molecular function: ATP hydrolysis activity; ATP binding; DNA replication origin binding.